Messenger RNA from Schistocerca americana (American grasshopper), 1539 nucleotides. RefSeq names its product elongator complex protein 4 (gene Elp4). Gene Ontology annotation, biological process: tRNA wobble uridine modification. Gene Ontology annotation, cellular component: elongator holoenzyme complex; cytoplasm; transcription elongation factor complex. The record is from RefSeq and is a predicted model, not a curated record. NCBI's taxonomy places the organism in Eukaryota, Metazoa, Arthropoda, Insecta, Orthoptera, Acrididae. The transcript has 8 exons. Bases 96 to 1190 code for a protein of 364 amino acids.
GGAAUAAGAAGUAAACAAAGUGACGAAGUGUUUGUGUUUAUAUUAUGUGGCUGUGUACCAGGUAGUAUGAACAUUGGAUUUAGGGCUCCUGUAAGAUGUCACAGUCAACUAGCUUUCAGAAAAAAGGGAAGACGAAGGUGCCCCCAAUUCAGGGAACUAAACCAUCUAUACACAAUGCACAGUUGCUAAUAUCCUCUGGUGUUCCCUCUUUGGACUAUGUGUUAGGUGGAGGUAUACCUGUUGGCACAGUGAUGUUGGUGGAAGAGGACAAAUAUGGAACAUUUUCAAAAUUCAUUAUGAAGUACUUCUUAGCUGAAGGAGUUGUGUGUGGCCACUCUGUUGUUGCAGCCUCACAAGACGUUGAUCCGGAAGCAGUGGUAGCCGAAUUACCAGCAAUAGUACAGGAAGAUGACAGCGAACCUCCAAAUUGUGCCACUGCAGAUGAGAAAAUGAAAAUUGCAUGGCGUUAUCAGAACAUAAAACCGGAUGUACCAUCACAGUCAAGAACAAGUUUUGGUCACUAUUACGACUUGACCCGAACAAUGGAUUUGGAAACAAUUAAAACGGCAAAUAUUUUUUAUUGGCAUGGGAGUCAAAGUCAGCCUACAGAAUCCAGUGGUCACUUUGCUGAAGCUGGCUAUGGGCAACUGCUUCAAUUUAUCCGUGACCAUGUUGAAGGAGGAGGGUUCUCUGUACAUGUAAAUCCUGAACAUCGAAAUAUUUUAAGGGUGGGUGUGACUAGCAUGGGUUCUCCGCUGUGGGGGCCUGUGGAAGAUAUCAAAGACUUAUGCCACUUUCUGUAUUGCCUUCGUUCACUUAUCCGUUCUGCAUUUGGUGUCUGCUUAUUGACACUGCCGUGGCAUCUGUUUGAGCCAGUGCCUGGUGCAGUGGAGAGAUUUGAACAUUUGGUGGACUAUGUAGUUAGACUGGAGGCUUGGGAAGGUGAUGUUCUACCUGCUCUCCGUGAUUACAAUGGCUUACUUCACCUUCGUAAGCUUCCAGCCAUCAAUACACUUGCUCCGCAUAUACCUGAAAGCUUGGACCUUGCCUUCCGUUUACGGCGUAAGAAGUUUGUGAUACAGAAACUACACCUUCCACCAGAACUUCAAGAGUCAACUGAGAGAGAGCAAGAUGAACUAAUAGGUCCUUCAGGGAGCAGGUUGCCAUGUGGAAAAGCCUUAGACUUCUGAUGUGGCAAACAGAGAAGACAUCAGAUUGAAGAAAUUGCAUUUGAUUCACUGUCACUUGUAAGAAAGGAAAUGGCUGUUGAAAUGGUUUCCUUGUUGUAAAAUUUAAGGAUAUUGAAAACUACAAUUCCUGUGCUUAAAGGAAACAUGAAAAAAAGUGGUGCUGUUGUAGUUGUGUGGACUCUGUAUUCAUUGGAAUAUUGAAAUGUGUCAUUGUAUAAUGUGGUUCAUAACUGUGUUACGUGUGUGUGUUUCUAAUGAAACAAGUAAAAAGUGUGACUGAAGAAUCUCAUAGACUGUAGAAGACAUGAGAACUACUACCAUUGGAAAAAAAAAUGAUUUUGAGCUAAAA